AUGGAUAUAGUUCCUAUUGCUUCCGUCCCUCCGCCGCGGAUAUAUUGUUGGUGGAGAUUGCUGUUGCUUCUCAGUGUUGUCCAGAACUAUUUGAGUUCGAUGCUUGACUGUCCGCCUACGUGCACCUGCUCGCCCAGCGAGAUUUACUGCAAUAAAUCCGACAACGAGAAAACCUUGCCGCUCUUCUCCUCCUUGAGCACCGGGAUCAAUGGGAAUACUACGGGCAGCAUCGAAGACCUUUUCCAAAACAUCACCUCUAUACACAUUGAGAACUGGGCUGGUCUGGAAGUCUUGAAGGAUUUGGAUAUGGAGCUGUACACAGGCUUACAGAGGCUAACCAUUAUGAAGAGCAACCUGAAUUCAAUCCAAGCUCGUGCUUUUGCCCAGAACCCCAAUCUACGCUAUAUAAACCUGUCUAAGAAUCCCAUGCUGACCACGCUGUCCUGGCAGCUCUUCCAGCACCUGCAGCUCAUGGAACUUCAUCUAGAGGAUGUGAUGUUUGAAUGCGGCUGUAAGAUCCGUUGGCUGCAACUAUGGCAACAGAGAGGAGAGGCAGGGCUAAGCAGCCAGCAACUGUACUGUAAUGAUGGAUAUAGCAAGAUACUACUCCAAGAUAUGAACAUUACAAAUUGUGACGUGCCAGAGAUCAGCAUAAGCCACAGCAACCUUACUGUCAUCGAGGGAGACCGUGUGACAGUGUACUGUAAUGGUUCUGGCUCCCCGUUGCCAGAAGUGGACUGGACCGUCAAAGGCAUGCACACCAUCAACACACACCAGGCCAGCGUCUAUGACAACAUCGUUCAUUCGAUCAACAUGACGUUAGUCAAUGUGAGCCGAGAUGACAACAACUUCAUGCUGACUUGCAUUGCUGAGAAUGUGGUGGGGAUGACCAACGCCUCCAUACAGCUUACUGUUCAGUUCCCCCCUCAAAUCGUGAGACUGAAGGAGCCUGAACGUCGACACGACACUUGUAUAGAGUUCACAGUGCGCGGUUCUCCCCAUCCUACCUUGCGAUGGUUCCACAAAGAUAAGGAAAUCCCACACAGUGAGUAUGUGCGUACAGAGAUGGACAUUUACCAGGACUACUUAGAGGGCUGUCUCACCUUUAAAAACCCAACCCAUCACAACAACGGCAACUACACAUUGGAGGCCAGCAACUUCCUGGGUGUGGCCACCAGGACCAUACAUGGGCACUUCCUCGACAAGCCUUUUGAUAUUGAUUAUGAUUAUGAUUAUGGGACCCCAACUCCAACCAUUUCAGUGACUCACAGGCCUGAAGAAGAUACUUUUGGGGUGUCCAUCGCAGUGGGACUAGCAGGGUUUGCCUGCGUGAUGCUGGUGGUUCUCUUUGUGCUCAUCAACAAAUAUGGACGACGCUCCAAGUUUGGCAUGAAAGGUCCAGUAGCAGUGAUAAGUGGUGAGGAGGAUUCUGCCAGCCCUCUCCAUCAUGUAAACCAUGGGAUAAUCAGCCCCUGUACCCUGGACGCUGGCUCAGAUGCCGUGGUGAUUGGGAUGACCAGGAUACCAGUCAUUGAAAACCCACAGUACUUCAGGCACGGACACAACUGUAACAAACCCGCCACCUAUGUUCAGCAUAUUAAGCGUCGUGACAUCAUUUUGAAGAGAGAACUCGGCGAGGGGGCCUUCGGCAAGGUCUUCUUGGCUGAAUGCUACAAUCUGAGUCCCACUAAGGAUAAGAUGCUCGUGGCAGUCAAGACUCUAAAGGACCCCACUCUUGCAGCCAGGAAGGAUUUCCAGAGAGAGGCAGAGUUGCUGACCAACCUCCAACAUGAGCACAUAGUGAAAUUCUACGGCGUUUGUGUUGACGGUGACCCUCUUAUCAUGGUCUUUGAGUACAUGAAGCAUGGUGAUCUCAACAAGUUCCUCAGAGCCCAUGGACCAGAUGCUAUGAUCCUUGUUGAUGGACAGCCCUUGCAGACCAAUGGAGAGCUGGGUUUGUCCCAGAUGCUGCACAUAGCCAGUCAGAUUGCAUCUGGGAUGAUCUACUUGGCGUCUCAACACUUUGUGCACCGCGAUCUAGCGACCAGAAACUGCCUGGUGGGGAACGGCCUUCUGGUGAAAAUAGGAGACUUUGGAAUGUCUAGAGACAUUUACAGUACAGACUAUUACAGGGUAACGGUGGGAGGUCACACCAUGCUACCGAUCCGUUGGAUGCCCCCAGAAAGCAUUAUGUACAGGAAGUUCACUACAGAGAGUGACGUGUGGAGUUUUGGAGUCAUUUUGUGGGAGAUCUUCACCUAUGGCAAACAGCCAUGGUUCCAACUGGCCAACAAUGAGGUGAUAGAGUGUAUUACUCAGGGCAGGGUGCUGGAGCGUCCAAGGGUUUGUCCUAAGGAGGUCUAUGAUAUGAUGAUCGGCUGCUGGCAAAGGGAGCCACAACAGCGCUUGAACAUUAAGGAUAUUCAGAAGAUGCUGUUCACCCUGAUGAAAGCCACACCGGUCUAUCUAGAUAUACUGGGAUAG
This is a messenger RNA of Lampris incognitus (smalleye Pacific opah), 2484 nucleotides long. It is a transcript of the gene ntrk3a, whose product is annotated as neurotrophic tyrosine kinase, receptor, type 3a. Gene Ontology annotation, molecular function: ATP binding; neurotrophin receptor activity; neurotrophin binding. The record is from RefSeq and is a predicted model, not a curated record. Bases 1 to 2484 code for a protein of 827 amino acids. The transcript is spliced from 19 exons. Lineage: Eukaryota; Metazoa; Chordata; Actinopteri; Lampriformes; Lampridae. Gene Ontology annotation, cellular component: plasma membrane; axon; signaling receptor complex. Gene Ontology annotation, biological process: regulation of phosphatidylinositol 3-kinase/protein kinase B signal transduction; cell surface receptor protein tyrosine kinase signaling pathway; protein phosphorylation.